Siniperca chuatsi (mandarin fish) is the source of this 2971-nucleotide messenger RNA. RefSeq names its product adiponectin receptor 1a (gene adipor1a). Gene Ontology annotation, cellular component: plasma membrane. The record is from RefSeq and is a predicted model, not a curated record. NCBI's taxonomy places the organism in Eukaryota, Metazoa, Chordata, Actinopteri, Centrarchiformes, Sinipercidae. The transcript is spliced from 8 exons. Gene Ontology annotation, molecular function: signaling receptor activity. Bases 194 to 1324 code for a protein of 376 amino acids. Gene Ontology annotation, biological process: adiponectin-activated signaling pathway.
GUGCUUUUAUUUUGAUAAAAGGGCAGGGAUUAGGUUUACGGAAGAGAUCUAAACUUCCGGAAAGGAUUGUGUUUCGCAUAACGAUAAAUAAUUCACCUUCCUGGUUUGAAGGCUACCUUGUCAGGAGGAAAUCCAUCUGAACCAUCUGAAGCAGAAUACAGAGACUGUGAGUGGGUCAUCAGGCAGUCUCCCUAUGUCAGGCCGAAACGGGUCUGCAAGUGAUGCAGACUGCGGGAUCUCUGAGGACUGCCCUGUCCCAGAUGUUGAGCUGAUGGAGCUGGGGCCACUGCUGGAGGAGGGAGAGGGGCGACAGGCAGCAUCAAAAGGCAUCCACCCAGAGGGAGCCGCAAUGCUUGCUGACGAGGAAGAGGAGGAUGAUGAGGUGGGAGAGGUCCUGACCUUACCACUUCAGGCUCACCAUGCCAUGGAGAAGAUGGAGGAGUUUGUACACAAAGUUUGGGAGGGGCGCUGGAGAGUCAUUCCUUUUCAUGUCCUGCCAGACUGGCUUAAGGACAAUGAUUACCUCCUGCAUGGACAUCGACCCCCGAUGCCCUCUUUCCGGGCCUGUUUUGGAAGUAUCUUCAGAAUUCACACUGAAACAGGAAACAUCUGGACUCACCUGCUAGGGCUGAUCUUAUUCAUUUGUCUGGGCACAUUAACCAUGCUGCGGCCCAACAUGUAUUUUAUGGCCCCGCUGCAAGAGAAAGUGGUGUUCGGGAUGUUCUUCCUGGGAGCUGUGCUCUGCCUCAGCUUCUCCUGGCUUUUUCAUACCGUCUACUGCCACUCUGAGAAAGUGUCUCGCACCUUCUCCAAGCUUGACUACUCGGGCAUUGCCCUCCUGAUCAUGGGCUCCUUCGUGCCCUGGCUGUACUACUCGUUUUAUUGUUCCCCUCAGCCUCGACUUAUCUACCUCACCAUUGUAUGUGUCCUUGGCAUCGCCGCCAUCAUAGUGGCUCAGUGGGACCGGUUCUCUACACCUCGUCACAGACCUACAAGAGCAGGUGUGUUUAUGGGUCUUGGACUAAGCGGCAUUGUCCCCACCAUGCACUUCACCAUUGAGGAGGGCUUUGUUAAGGCCACCACAGUCGGCCAGAUGGGUUGGUUCUACCUGAUGGGUGCCAUGUAUAUCACUGGUGCUGGUCUGUAUGCAGCCAGGAUCCCUGAGCGCUAUUUUCCUGGCAAAUGUGACAUCUGGUUCCAUUCUCAUCAGAUUUUUCAUGUCCUGGUCGUGGCAGCGGCGUUCAUCCAUUUCUACGGGGUUUCCAACCUGCAGGAGUUCCGCUACGGCCUUGAGGGAGGAUGCACAGAUGACACUCUACUCUGAGAAGCCUGACUGUGACUUACUCAUAUUUUUCUUUAUAGUCCCGCAAACACCACACACACACACACACACACACACACACACACACACACACACACACACACACAUAAAAUGCUGCUGGAAUUCAAUAUAGUCACUUGUUGCUCCUUCUGUACUGAUUUGCUAACAUCUUGUUUGGGUUUUGGUGGUCUUUCUGUUUGGCUCUUUUUUGCUCCAAUAAAGUAGCAUUAACUAGCCAUUAAACUACAGAUGGAAUCUUAUCUUCAACAGGCACUACUUCUUCAAUAAUUAUGAAGCUUGAAAUCUGCAUUUUCAAGUAAGAUCAAAAUUUUAACCAAAAUCAUAUAUCCCUGUAACUUAUGGUUACUACUUAGAAGCUCACUAGUACCCCAACCUCGCCAUAGUCUGUUACCAUUGCACAAAGGGUACAGAGAGUAUUAUUUGUGCUGUAGCAGAGGGCACAUACUGUAAACCUUUCCCUUUCUCCCUCCCAGUUUCCAUGCAGGUUAGAGGAUGAAUGUACUGUCCACCAGGAGUAAGGUGUAGAGCAGUCCGGGACCGUUUAGGUGCUUGACAGCCUGCACUCAACCUAGUGUGUAGAUGUCACCAGAUGUUUUUUAACUGUGCUGACACUGAUUGUGCAGCUGUCUGGGGGACCACCACGAACCCACCCAUGCCCGCUCUGCAAUAAAACAUGAACUGUACUCUGAAGGCCCAGUGAAUACUCUAAAAUUCCAAUGAAAUAAAAUUAAAAAUACAUUAAUAUGAAAGGAACAUAUAGCUUAAAUCCCAUACAUAUGAUCUAUAGAUGUGUCUUGUGUAGCACAUGGAAUUCUUCCCACAAUUAAGGGGUUGGAUACUUAAACUGUUUAUUUGAACUUUUAUGCUCAAAUUUUUAGAAGUUCCUUUGCAUUUUGAUGCAUUUGUUUUUAAUUGAAAAAGUCCCAAACUAAUGAUUUUCAAAUUACAUAAUGGCACAGAAAAGCUGCUAGACUAAGAUGCUUAAAAUGUUGAAGUUAAAAGAACUCCCCUGCCAUACUUUUUCAGUUAGACAACCCGUCAUUGAUUCAUUUCUAGAGUAAUAGUUCCUGGGCUACGCACAAUGUACAGAUCUGGAUAGGUCAAAUUGUGUUUUUGUCAGCUAGAGGUCUCUCUUUUGUGUUAGAUUUCAGAUGCAAUGAAAGGUGUAAAUAUCAAAUGCACCUUAGUGUAUACUAUUAAAUUCAAAACUUUAAAUCACCAUAUGGGGUUUAAAAUGUCAUGUAUGAUUGAUAUAAACUUUUAGUAUUCCUGUGCCUUAGGCCAAUGGAAAUGUUUUUAAAUAAAACGGCCUAUCUUAACAGUCAAGGGAGCUUCAAGGAUUUCCAGACGUUGACUUUUCUUGUUUUCCUUGCCAUAUAUACAAUCGAAUCAUUAUUGAACUUACAACUCCAUUGAUAGGUUGUAUCAACUGCUGUUUAAGACUCCCUUUUUCUAGAUCAACUUAUUCAAGCUUUAUUACAAAGACUAAAACAAUGUGUAUUCUUGAUUUUGUGUAAUGUCCUGUGUAGAAAGUGAUAAAUCAUACAUUUCACUGAAAUGUAAACAUAAAUAUUUAUUAAAGGUAAUCUUGGAAAAUUAUUGGAAUAAAUUAUUUUCCACAUGUACAAA